This is a messenger RNA of Nicrophorus vespilloides, 762 nucleotides long. RefSeq names its product acid sphingomyelinase-like phosphodiesterase 3b. The record is from RefSeq and is a predicted model, not a curated record. NCBI's taxonomy places the organism in Eukaryota, Metazoa, Arthropoda, Insecta, Coleoptera, Silphidae.
GUUUACUUAGUAGGUCAUAUGCCUCCUGGAUCUGACGAAAGACAAAGAGCUAUGAUGCAUCAAGCUCAUUUCGCCUACUCAGAGCAUCACAACAAGAGAUACCUGAAAUUAGUUCGAAAGUACGCCGACAUCAUCGUAGGUCAAUUCUUCGGGCAUCUUCACUCCGAUUCCUUCAGGGUCAUCUACAACGAGCACGGUCGACCCGUUUCGUGGGCGAUGCUCGCACCCGCAGUCACACCUAGGAGGACAACAGAUGGCGCCAACAAUCCGGGACUCAGAUUGUACAAGUUCGAUAAGGACUCCGGUCAGGUUUUGGAUUAUACACAGUACUACUUGGAUCUACCCUUGGCAAACACGAAUACCAAAACCGAUCCGGAAUGGAUGGUGGAGUACAAUUUCAGCUCUUACUACGGCAUAUCCAACAUCACACCACUUUCCUUGCACAAUUUGGCUGAGAAACUAACGCAGUCCACUCCGACCGAGAACCCCAGCUUUAAUAGAUACUAUCGUGCGAACAGCGUCAGGAUGUACAGCGGCGGCGUCGGCGGAUGCGACAGCAACUGCGCCCAUACCCAUUACUGCGCCAUCACCAGAGUCGACUACGAAGAGUACGACCACUGCGUGAAGACAGCGGCGAGCGCUCUCGCCUCUUCCUCAUCCGCUGACCAAUCGCAGCAGCCGACGUCCUUCGUCCUCAUCCUGCCCAUCAUCGCGAUCAUCGCGAUCAACCGUGUGUGAUAAUUUUAUACCAACAAAACAAAA